AUGUGUGACCAAAAGGCUGUAAUCAAGAAUGCCGAUAUGUCAGAGGAGAUACAACAGGACUUGGUGGAGUGUGCAUUGGAGAAGUAUAAUAUAGAGAAGGACAUUGUGGCCCAUAUCAAGAAGGAGUUUGACAAGUACAACCCCACCUGGCACUGCAUCGUGGGGAGGAACUUCGGUAGUUAUGUGACGCAUGAAACCAAACACUUCAUCUACUUCUACCUGGGCCAAGUGGCCAUUCUCGUGUUCAAAUCUGGUUAA
Messenger RNA from Rangifer tarandus platyrhynchus (Svalbard reindeer), 258 nucleotides. The record is from the annotation of a GenBank genome assembly. NCBI's taxonomy places the organism in Eukaryota, Metazoa, Chordata, Mammalia, Artiodactyla, Cervidae.